Messenger RNA from Penaeus monodon (black tiger shrimp), 1598 nucleotides. Its product is annotated as neuropeptide Y receptor type 2-like. Bases 117 to 1313 code for a protein of 398 amino acids. The record is from RefSeq and is a predicted model, not a curated record. Gene Ontology annotation, biological process: neuropeptide signaling pathway. The transcript has 8 exons. NCBI's taxonomy places the organism in Eukaryota, Metazoa, Arthropoda, Malacostraca, Decapoda, Penaeidae. Gene Ontology annotation, molecular function: neuropeptide receptor activity. Gene Ontology annotation, cellular component: membrane.
CGGCGACCGAGCGAGGAAGACCCGGAUGAGGCGGCGAGAGAGAGUCGGGAUCCUUUCACUCAGCAGUUAAAGAAAAGAAAAAAAAAGAGAGAGCAUCGCCAAGCGCAUCCGAAACGAUGACGUCACUAACGAGCUCCGAGUUGCGCCACCUUCCCGACAAGAUGUUGGCGCAAAUCAUCCACACGAUCCAGACUUUCCCCAACGAGACGGUGGACUUCAGCCGGCCGAUCGUGCGCCGAACUCUACGGGGCAGCUACCCACUUUUCAUUACCAUCUAUUGCCUCCUCGCGCUCGCCGGCGCCGUCGCCAACUCGGCCUUGCUCGCUCGGCUCUUCCUCGCCCGCCACUUCUACAGCGACCCCACCUGCGUCUACGUCAUGAACUUGGGCGUGUGCAACCUACUGGCUAGUCUGGUGCUUCUACCGCUGUCGCUCGUGGUGCUUCUGUUGCAGAACUGGGUUCUCGGGAGCGUGAUGUGCUAUCUCUUGCCCAUGUUGCAGGACGUGCCCAUUCAUGCGACGAUGGCCACCUUCGUAGUAAUAUCAGCUGAUCGCCAUCGUAAGAUUGCGUCACCGCUUGAGCCACGUGUGUCAGCCUCCACCGCCGUCGCUGGGAUAUGGGUGGCAGCGCUGAGUGUUGUUUUGCCAUACGUCAUGUAUGUAAAUUAUAUUGACCUCCAGGUGAUGUUCGGGAGGCAGUUUGACGGCGUCGGAAUAUGCACACUCAAUUUGAACGACAACAUAGCACUGUAUAUACGUCUACUGUAUGGCCUGCUGUACGUCGUCCCGCUCCUCCUAGUCAUCUAUUUUCACCUUCGAGUCAGCCACGAGAUCGAUCGGAGGGUCAGCGACCGAGAGGACCGCUGUCAGCCGUCGCUUGAGGAGGGAGAGCUGACGAACCGGAUUUGGACAGUGAGAGGGAGGACGGCGACUGUGAGUGCCAUACGCAGGAACGACGUGGCAUCGCGUGGCACCUUCCACGGAGAGGCGGAGGAGUGCCAACUCGACCUGGAAGAAGAGAAGAGGAGCCAGACAUACUUGGCACUCAUCAUCGGCAUCUCCACGCUGUGCCUCACCCCUCUGGCUGUUCUCAGAUUAGUCAAAAACGAAAUUCUGGAAACACGUCAGAACUCUGGACACUUUGACAUCACUUACAUCACCUUCGUUUGGGUCGCUUUCCUGCCAGCUGUCAGCACGCCGGUCGUCUUCGCGGCGUGGAAGUACAAGAGAUGGGACUCAAGGCAGAACCAGCUGCCUUCUCGAGCCUGCUCCGGCCAGGAACCACGAGCGAAACUUUUCAGUACAAACGUCUAACUUUUUUUUUCUUUUUCAUCCUCUUAGUGUGUGAGGAUUUUGUGUUAUCAUCAUUCAUUUUGUGAAUACUUUCUGGAUCUAAUAAGAAAAGAUAGAUAGAGAGAUAGAUUUUGUUUAUAAAAUGAUAGUGACGAUCAUACAGAAAAAAGUGUAGAAGCAUAGUAUAUGUGAUUUGUAACAUGUGUAAUUACAAUCGUGUAAUUACAAUCAGUGUUAGAUUAAUCAUCUAGUCUACAAGGUAUCUGGCGCCUCAAAAAGUGAAUGAAUAAAACAAGAUAAUGGCAA